AUGACUGCUCGCGUCGUUAAGUUUAAAUACGGAUCAGAUAUCAGACGACGUGUUAUGGAAAGGCGAAUAAUAAACUUCGUGGAGCUCAAUCGACUUGUUCAUGAACUAUACAAAGACCGAAUUUCGGUCAAUAUGGAUUUAAAAUUUAAAUACAUUGAUGGAGGUUGGCUUAUCUUGACUUAUAAUUGUCUUAAAGACGGUGAUAUGGUCACGGUUACAAAUGAUACUGAUUUGAGGUUGGCUCUGGAGUCGGUAGCGAAUAUAAAGUUUUUAGUUUACCCAUCUUACUGUCAUGAAGAUUCAGACCCAUGUGCUGCAUUCAAGAAGAACUUUUCUUUAUCACAGCUUGAGGCUGUGAGCAUCGCCCAACAGUUGGUCGUUAUGCGUGCUUUAUUGCUCAAAAUAAUUGACCGAAUCGCUAGUGAAAAUAAAACGAGUGUGGCCGUUCCACCAAAACCCACUUUUGAUGAGACCAUACCACCGGGGCUACUGGCCGAGGAUACAUAUAUCUAUCCCGAAUCACAGAAUGAAAUCAAUCUAACCGGUACUCAACGUCCUCUCAGCCCCGAACCACCAUUUGAACGUACCAUUCAACCACCGUCAGAGCAUACGGCCGAUCUGACUCAGUUAUUCACGUUACAAUCGCAAAAUAUGGACCAACUUGCCACUAGUGAUUCUAUACGACCAAAACAAACGGAGCAUUCCGGUUUGCUACACCUUGCUAAAGAGGAUCCACCAAUGCCACCAAACGUAUCUGGAUCUCCCGUACUGAUUGCAAGCAAGCAAGCCGAUUUCCCAGAUGUAGGCACACAUCCCGUUCUUCCAACGGAUAAAGAGUCAGUUCCGCAUUCUCAGUAUGUACUCACAAAUCAGCAUUUGGUUGACAGGAACAAAAAACAAAUGCCAGAAGUUGCUAUUUCUUGGAACCCACAGUCCCUGGUAAUUCACAAUCACUGA
This is a messenger RNA of Echinostoma caproni, 957 nucleotides long. The record is from the annotation of a GenBank genome assembly. NCBI's taxonomy places the organism in Eukaryota, Metazoa, Platyhelminthes, Trematoda, Plagiorchiida, Echinostomatidae.